Messenger RNA from Colius striatus (speckled mousebird), 6610 nucleotides. RefSeq names its product RE1 silencing transcription factor (gene REST). Gene Ontology annotation, biological process: regulation of gene expression. The record is from RefSeq and is a predicted model, not a curated record. The transcript is spliced from 4 exons. Gene Ontology annotation, cellular component: nucleus. The coding region runs from base 94 to 2778 and encodes 894 amino acids. Lineage: Eukaryota; Metazoa; Chordata; Aves; Coliiformes; Coliidae.
CAACGGUAGAACGUGGUGAAGGCGAGGCCGUUUGCAACAGCGCGCUUCGGGUUGGCUGAGCUUCGUCUCCUCCGGAGACAAAGAAUUACUGCCAUGGCAACUCAAGUGCUGGGACAGUCCGGUGGGAACAGCCUCUUUCCUGGCAGUGCUAAUAUUGCUAUGGCAUUGUCCAACGAUAUGUAUGACUUACACGACCUUUCUAAGGCUGAGCUGGCAGCUCCUCAGCUUAUUAUGUUGGCAAAUGUGGCCUUGACGGGAGAAGUCAAUGGCAACUGCUGCGAUUACCUAGUUGGAGAAGAGAGGCAAAUGGCGGAACUGACAACGGUGGGGGACAGCAACUUCUCAGACAGCGAUGGAGAGGGUAUGGAAGAUACCCAGACUGCAGAGAGUGACCGCGAGGCGCCAGAAAAUGUGGAAUUAAACUCUCUUGAAGUUCCUAGUGCAGAAACCCAAGGUGCGGCUGCUUUCCCCCCUCCUAAGACUAACAGUGUGGACAAAGAUGUCUCAUUGGAAGCACCGAGUACUCCAGAAAGCACAGAGGACAAGUGUAAGAGCUUGAAGAGCAAGCCAUUUCGUUGUAAGCCUUGUCAGUACGAGGCAGAGUCAGAAGAGGAGUUUGUGCAUCACAUCAGGAUUCAUAGCGCUAAGAAAUUUUUUGUGGAAGAAAACGCCGAAAAGCAAACCCAGGUGAAGGAGUCUGAUUCUUGCACUGCAGAAGAGGUGGAUUUCUCUAAGGGUCCGAUCCGUUGCGAUCGCUGUGGCUAUAACACUAACAGAUAUGAUCACUAUCUGGCUCACUUGAAGCACCACAACAAAGCAGGGGAAAAUGAGAGAGUCUACAAGUGUACCAUAUGCACUUAUACUACCGUCAGUGAAUAUCACUGGAAGAAACACCUAAGAAAUCAUUUUCCCAGGAAAGUGUAUACUUGCUCACAAUGCUCCUAUUUUUCAGACAGGAAGAACAAUUAUAUUCAACAUAUCCGAACUCACACAGGAGAGCGACCCUAUCAGUGUGCUAUGUGUCCUUAUUCCAGCUCUCAGAAGACCCAUUUAACCAGGCACAUGCGCACCCACUCAGGUGAGAAGCCAUUCAAAUGUGAUCAGUGCAGCUACGUGGCCUCGAACCAGCACGAAGUAACUCGUCACGCACGGCAGGUUCACAACGGGCCGAAGCCUUUGACUUGCCCGCACUGUGACUACAAAACGGCCGACCGCAGCAAUUUCAAAAAGCACGUGGAGCUCCACGUCAACCCGCGCCAGUUCCUCUGCCCGGUGUGUGACUAUGCGGCGUCCAAGAAGUGCAACCUGCAGUAUCACAUCAAAUCCAGGCACCCCGAUUGUUCCGACAUCACCAUGGAUGUCUCAAAGGUGAAGCUACGGACUAAAAAGAGCGAAGCUGACUUCUCCGAGAGCGUUAGCGACAAAGCGGAGAAGGAGCAAACGAAAGGGGAUUCAGCUGCAAAGAAAGCAGAGAAAAUCGUGAAAGUGGAGAAAAAAGAUAACUUGGCAAAGGAAAAGAAGCCUGCAAACAGCGUUUCUCCAGGCCAGGUGACAACCAGAAGUCGGAAAUCGGCUUCAGAAAACAAGGAUGUGGAUAUUAAAACUGAGAAAAAUACUGAGAAAACAUGUAAACCAAAGAAGAUCAAAAGAAAGGCAGAGCCUGAAGAAACUUCCUCAAAGCAAGAGCCUGCAAAUGACGCCUCAGCAGUAACAAAAAAGAAAAAGAAGGUGGAAGCUAAACCCAGAGACCACCAGGAGGCUCAAAAAAGUGAUGCUGUCCCGGAGGAGGAGGAGCCUAAAAAGCAAAAUUCUUGCCUCAAGAAGAACAGAAAAAAGAAAGCUCUGAAAAAUAAGCACAGUAAGAAAACUAGUAAGCCUGACCAGGAGAAGACCGAGGCUGAGGACAUGGCAGACGACUGUCAUACGGCAGCGGGUGAUGGAUGUGUGACGCCUGGCACUGCCGACAGCGGCCAGAAGGAGCAAGAUCCUGCUGACGCAGCAGUUCUGAGCAGCUGCGGGGGUCGUGCUCUCAAGGGGGAGAGCACUGACCCCGAAGGCAGUUGUGUGCAAGACCCAGGGCAGCUUUGUCCACCAGCUCAGAGUGCAAAUGAGGGAGCUGAGGUAGAGGACCAAGAAAUGCCUGCUGCAGCAGGAGAGAGCAAAGACACUCUCAGUGAAAAAGAGGAGAGAAAGGAGGACAGGGAAGACGCUGCCUCUGAGGAAUCUUCCCCAACAGCAUCUUCAGAAAAAAGCUCGGAUGUGCCCAUGGAGGUGGUACCAGAUCUGGUGCCCGAGAAGGAGCCAGAGGAAACUUUCAUGGCAGAAACUGUGAGUGACUCGGACCCAACAGAUCUGCCUGAGACGUGCCUGCCAGUGACACAGCCGACGGGAGAUGCCGCCCUGGCACCUGGGCCCCCGGAAGGGUGUUCACAGAGCCCUAAAGUCCCUCUGGCCUUAUCCUCUCCGGAUAACACGGCAGGGAGUGAACCUCAGGAGAUGGAUGAGGACGAGGGCAUCCACAGCCACGAAGGCAGCGACAUAAGUGACAACAUAUCAGAAGGAAGCGAUGACUCGGGGUUAAACGGUGCACGCUCCGUACGAGAGGAAACAAAUCCAAAGAUGUCCCAGGGAGCCACAGACACCACAGCGGUCAGGGAGAACUAUGUGUGCAUCUUCUGCGACCGCUCAUUUAAAAACGAAGGGGAGUACAGCAAGCACCUCAAUCGCCACUUAGUCAAUGUGUAUUAUCUUGAGAAGGCAACAAAAGGGCAGGAGUAGAAAGAGCUGUGGUUUGGGAGAAUCUUCUUUUUGUAAUAUCUUAUACAGCUUAUGUACAGAUACUGUAGAUUUUUAAAUUUUUUUUUGUUAAGCAUGGUUUGCUUUAGUGUCUGCAUUGGUUUGGUUUUUGGUUUAGGGUUUUUGUUUUUAAAGUUGAAAAUAUUUUUGACAAGUUUUUGUGUAAUGGUGAACUCGUUAUGUAUUGGAUCUCUUCAGCAGAGAAGGCAGGUAGGGGGUGUGAGGCUGUGUCCUGUAAAGUCAGUGUAAGCUUCUAGUCUAUUAGCUUAUGCAAUUCAUUUAUAAAUUGAGUUUUAGGAACAAGACUAUAGGUAACAAUACACAAGUUGGAUAAUUUAGAGCCAUUUGCAGUAGUUGCUUUUUGUUCUAGCAGCCAACUCCUUCUCUCGCUUUCCUCUUCCCUUCCCCUCUUUUUUCUUUUUUAGUUCUUCUCUGUUUGUCUUGAUGUUCAAAGUGUUAAACUACUUGAUGGUUUUUCUACCAGGAAAAUAGCUUCUAUUACAUAAAGAGCACUUUGUAAAAGAAAUCAAAAGUUGGCUAGUGAUGAACAUAACUGUUUAAGAUAAUUGUAAUUGUGAACGUACAUUUCAGAUCCCCUAAGCGUGAAUGGUGAGCCAAAAUUUGGGAGUAGUCCUUCCAACUUUUGAUUGGAGAACCUCUGUCUUGAUUAAUAUCUUAAUGACUGUGAUAUGUAAUUGGCUUUGUUGUGGGGGAGCAAGUUUGUUAUUCUUAAUUUCUGCUUUUUUUUUUUUUUAAUUAUUGUGCUUUAAGGGCUUAAAAUAUUGCACAUUGGUUUUGAUUUUUACCUAUGCAGUUUAAUCCUUUAGGAAUAGCGCUUGUGCAGUACAUGUACACUUUAUAUAUGCAUGUUUGGUUUUGUUUGUGUAAGGGUUUUUUUUGAUUUGGAAACGUUCAGAUUCGUUGCUUACCAUAGGACAGUUUUCUGUGAUGCUCCUUACUGCAGAUUUUUCUUAUUUCCCUGCGGUAUCAGUGGUCAUGCCUGAAGUUGCUGGAGUUGUGAACUGCUUGGCUAUAGAUUUUGGACUGGCUUUAAAGUGGUAUAGUUCUUGAGCAAAAAGAGACCGAUGCAAUUUCAAAACACUAUUUUUAUAGGAUUUGUUUUGUAGUGGAAAUGCCACAUCAGGUAUUUUGGAUACAUGUACAGAGUAACAAAUUCUAAUUUAUAAUGUGGGAUCACCAGGCAGCAAAAUCUGUGCGCUCGGUGGAAAUGGUCUGCAGAUUCUGCCAAGUCCAGGGGAUUUCCUUUUUUUCCCCCCUGCUUUCAUUUCUGUGGUGGACAAUGGUCAAACUUUGGGACCUUAACAAAAAAUAAAAUAGUGGCAGCGAUAUAAAUACGAUUCAUCAACAUUUUAACAUCACACACACACCAAAAAAACCCACCCCAAAAUAAAGAUAAAUCAACUGGUAAGCAACAAACCUGGCAUUAAAAACUGUAGGAAUUCCUGCUCCUUAUUCAUUCAAGUUGCAUUUCAUAUCUCUCUGCUACCAUGCAGAGAGAAACACGUACCUGAUCAGAUUGGCAUCUCAGGGCUACAUGCCGUACCGGGAGCUUUUCCUUGUGGACAGAUGUCAUUUCUGACACACACAAACACAAGAGAGGCUGUGUGCUUACAGCUUGGAGUCGACCAGUGGCACAAUGUGACCAAACUCCAAACCAGGAGGGAAAAAGCUAGACCUUCGGGUGCCAUCCGUGCGCUCUCCCGAUUGUCAUUAGCCGCCUUUCCAGGGAAAGCAUUUUGGGGCAGCUUCUCUGGUUGGUAACUCCAAAGAAGCAAAGGUGGAGGCAGGUGUUACUUGUAGAGUGUCACUGAGGAGCUGAGACAGUAUUUGUCAGAGCACUUUAUGGCAAGUACUCUCAGUGUAUGCUCUGGAAUAAACCCUGCUCUUCUCCACGUGCCUUCACAGCAUCUUCCUCUCCAAAUAAACCCACUGCCUUGAAUGAGUAGAGAGCAACAGUGCUACAUUGCUUCUGCUUUUGGGAGAGAUUGGUAAUUGGAGGCCAAAGAUUUGAGAGGGAAGGCAUCCCUCCUGGCAGAAAUAGAUUGUAUAAUGUAUAGUGAGUUUUUGUUUGCUUAGAUAGUGUUGAAUCCUUACCUUGGCUGCGACAAUCAUUGUCAACUGAAGAUCAAGUUGCAACUAUAUUUAUAUUAAACAUUAAGAAAAUAAACUUAGUUGGAUUGUUUUCCUAAAUGAGUUGUAAUAGUCUUAGAUGUAUUUUUUUUUUCCUUCAUAAUAGUGUUUCCUUUAUAUAUCAAUGUUGCCACCAUUGUGAGCGAUGUGAGCAGGCGCUGGGAAUUCCAGUACUGUGUAGAGGUUUUAUAGCUCCUUUCAUAUCCUUGCAAAGAGCCUUUGCCAUCUUGUGAGAGACUUCAAGGACUCGAUCUGUGUUCAAAUAAACUUGUGGACUGGCCAGAUCAUUUUUCUGGUUUGUUUUUAAAAGGAAAUGGUGGUGUCUGACCUGACUUGAAAUCUCUGUCUCUGCGAUAAAAACAAAGAUGUGGUUCUCCGAGAUACUCUGCUGCACAUUUCUGUGAAGAGGUCAAGGUUUCAAUGCUCCAUCUGACAAGAGCUCUUUGAAGACAACAGUCAGCUCCUGUUCAGCACUGUUUCUUACCACAAGAUUAGAAACUGAAAAUAAGUUAUUAACGGAUUAAGAAGAACAAAAGUUGGUUCUAUCUGAGACCCGUCAACAAUGUCCUGAAAUCCCCCAUGUUGAUGCAGAACUGCGUUUGAAUUCUCUGCUCGGUUAAGGCCGAGGUUUUGGGAGUAUGUUAUGGUAAAGCAGCAAGGAUGUGAUAUGGUUAUGUGUACCUAAAAUGUUAGACAUUGCUAAUAUUAAGUAUUUGAGGGGAGGUGCAGGUCAGGUGACCCACUGUAUGUGGUGGCCUUUCAUCGCUGUAUCUCACUUUAAAUGAUUCCCUUUUUUGUGUCUUUUUUUCAAUAUUGUUAAGUUAUUUUGUGUUGUUUUUGCCAGUGCAUUUUUGUGUUUCUUGGCAAUAGUACCUGUACGAGUGUUCAGCCUCCAAUCUGUGGUUGGAAGGAUUAGCACACCGAUACCCCUACACUGCCAGCCCUCAGCUGAGCAACGUGGUGGUUUUGGCUUUUGCCGUAUCAAUCUCUACACUCAAAGCAACGGCCCUGAGAAGUGGUCUAGAAGUGGUGGGUAGCUAGGCAUUAAUAAUCCCUGCUGUUAUAAUUGCUAUUUCUGGAUUUUGAUGAUCUAGGCUGGAACUUUACCUAUUGGAAGAAGAGGAAUGUUUAACAACUGACAGGCCAGUUGAGAUAUGGUAAUGUCAUUGGUUUCAACAGAUUUAGUGUAGCUGAAAGGUAUUGAAUUCAAGAGUUUUCUUGAAUGUCAGUUGUGUAGAUAAGUGGUGUGCAUACAAUAGUAACAGAAUCCAAACAGCUAAUGGAAUUGUUUAAUUUUGUACAUAUGUUUUCCCCCUCUAAAAUUACACUAGCUAACAAACUUUUGUAAGCUGGCAUGGGAACGUGUUUCUGAUGUUUAGUUGCACCAUGUUUGAUGCUUUUACAGUGCAAUACUUGUAUUCAUUGAAUUAAACCAAAGGUAAUUUUUUUUUCAUGCUCUCUCUACUGUAGUGCAUGACGGUCUUUUCUACGUUUGUAAUAGAUGUAAAACAAGCCAGAUCAUACAUCCUGUUUUUACCUAAAACAUGUAUAAGAAGUCUUUUGUUCAAAAUGUAGUAUAAAGUUAAACUAAAUUGCAUUAUAUUAACCCUUACAAGUGUAUUUUCCUGACCAUAGUUAUGAUUAAAUAAACUUUAUUAAGGAA